ACCAACCGACUGUUCUGUUUGAAACAAGCUUAGUUAUUCUGUGCUUUAAGUAAUCGACCACAUUACUUUAUUAGAAACAUUAAUCAACCGAGGUUCAAAAUGGUCAGUAAUUACCCAUCUACCCCGAUGAUCCAUCAAACUGCAGCCCCACUCGAUCACAGUUAAACAAAGCAGGAAAUUAAUGAUUGACUUUACUUCUAAAUGCUAAAAUUGCGAUCGCUGCAUUGCGUCUAUCAAAGCGACUGUUGUCGCUAGGUUGGUGGGGCAUUCGGAUUUCUAAAGCAUGAUAGGUAUUGGUGGCUAACAAGCAAACGUCUGAUGGUGAGCGGUCACUGUAGCCUUUGGACGCCUGCAACUCCAGAUAUUAAUUUUAAAAGUAUGAACGGUGGUUAAUAUUGCACCCUGUAGGUAUAUUCAAAACAAUUGGCUUUACAAAUACAAAGGUGUCCUAAAAACGGUUUUAUUCAAAACAACUGAAAAUUGGGCAUUAUGGUCAAUAAGUGAAAUGAAACAAACGCCCAAAAACAUAUCGAACCUCAAACACGUCUUUUUAAAUAUGCCUUCUGGAACAACAUAUAUAAUACAUCUUUCAAAGUCAAGCCAAUGUAGACUUUAAAUAAAUAGCUGGCACAACUGGCUUAUGCAUUGAAUGUUUAAUAUAGGUACGGUACCUAUAAAUCAUUCCAUACGCAAGUAAUGGGGACUUAUUAAACGGUUUUAUUUUAUAGGUAAUUUAAUCGAUCGAAAAACAGAAUAAUUGUAUACACAAUUGCAUAAACUAUGGUGUGGAAAAGAUAUAAAAGAGCAAACCGCCUUCAAUGCAAUUACUGCGGAGUGAUAAUGCGGAGAGUACUGUUUUUAGUGGCCUGCCUGGGUUCUUUACAUGGGGCACUUUCAUGUGACGAUGAUGAAUCAGAGCCGUCGACGACGGAAGCAAGCACUGAGGGGCCCAGUUAUAGAUGCGGGGUUCCAGCACUUACCUGCCCACCACACGAAGAGUAUUCCUCUUGUAUCCAAAGCGGCUGCACUGCCAAGAACUGUAGCCAACUCGGGAAGCCGGUGCCUUGUAUAAAAAUAGACCCUAAGUAUUGUAUUGAGGGGUGCGUCUGCAAGACGGGGUACUUGAGGAACGCAAAAGGAAUGUGUGUACCUAAAGACCAAUGCAAGACAAAAUGCGGACUAAACGAGGUUUUCAGCGAUUGUCCCAACCCCUGCCCGCCCAGGAAGUGCAACCUCAAAGAUGCAGUAUUCAAAUGCAAGGCGCCGCCCAAGCCAGGAGAUCCUGAAUGCAAGCCUGGGUGCAUAUGCGCUAAUAACUAUUACAGAAAUGCGACAGGGUCAUGUGUGCUAAAGAAAAACUGCGAAAAACCAUUGAAAUGUCCUAAAAACGAACAGUAUGAUCCCUGCAUGAAGAUCUGUCCCCCUCAAAAAUGUGGUGUCAACCCAGCUUUGAUCCUGUGCCUGCCUAAUCCAGAGUAUGGCGAUCCAAACUGCAAACAAGGCUGCAUCUGCAAGGACUUAGAAGUACGGAACGAUGCCGGACAAUGUGUCCCGAAGGAUAAAUGCCCAAAAUGUACUGGCCAGAACGAAUACUUCGAACCCUGCAUUCAAGGUUGCUCCAACCAAACAUGCGGAAGCAUCGGUCAGAAAUACUUCUGCCCAUUCCAGAAAGGCUGCAAGAGUGGCUGCAGAUGCAAACCCGGAAUCUACAGGAAAGAUGUUGGAUCACCUUGCAGUCUCACAGAGGAACAGUGCACCAAAGGAAAGUGUCCACCUGGUGAGAGAUGGAACCCGUGUCCUGCGAUCAAAUGCGAUGCGGAUUACUGCGCAAAAAAUAAAGAUUCCCCAAAAUGGUGCCCGAUCGGAAUAGUCUGUGACCCGGCAAGAUGCGAGUGCGAGAUAAAUAAAAAGAGGGACAGGAAGACUGGCAAAUGUAUCCCAGUGGCUGACUGUCCACCAUUCCCCUGCCCCUGCAAUGAAGAGUAUAGAUUUUGUCCACCGCCGUGCCCUGGAGAGUCGUGUCUUGCGUACAUCACCGGGCCGCUGGCGGGGAAAUGUCCACCAAAGGAGCCCGGGACUCGCUGCACGCCGCAGUGCAAGUGUUGCGAAGGAUAUUCCAGAAACGACAAUGGAACUUGCAUACCAAGUAAACACUGCAUUAAAACAACAACAACAACUACAACUACAACAACAGUAAAACCGACUACUGCCAACACCGGCGACAGAGGUUCUGGAUUAUCAGGUUUGCUAGAUGGCAUCACAGCAUUCACUGGAAAAUGUCUUUAUGAACGCAUGCAAUCUGCACCGAACGAAAACAUCAUAAUGUCAGCCAUGUCGGUGUUCAAUCCGAUAGCCCAGCUUUGUUUGUACUCGAACGGACCGGCUUUUGAUCAGUGCAUCAAAAUACUAAAUCUUAAGGACAAACAAGAUAUUCGGGAUACUUUUGCCAAUUUCUCCACCUUAUACGAAGGUGUACCCAGUGUUAACUUUUCCACGGCUGCCAAAGUAUAUUCCAGUGAUAAGUACCCGCUGAGCGACGGUUUCAUAAAAGAUACCGUCGACGUCUUCCACGCCGCAGCACAAGUCAUCGAUUUCAUUAAAAAUAUUGAAGCUGCAGAUAUAAUGAACGCCUGGGUUGAAAGUAAAACCAACAAUCGAAUAACAGAUUUAGUUUCACCUGACAUGUUUAGUCAUUCGACAAUAGUGGUACUGAUCAACGCCAUUUACUUCAAGGCUAAAUGGCUUAACGAAUUCAAUGAAAAUAAUACGAAAGAAGAAGAUUUCUAUCUAAGCGAUGGUUCGAUUACAAAAACCAAGUUGAUGAAUCAAGAAAUCAAGGACCUAGAGUACGGAGAAGAUGCAUCUUUAGAUUGCAAGGUGGUUCGAAUCCCUUACACAGGCGGAGAGAGCUCCGCGAUAAUUGUUUUACCAAACAGCAUUAACGGCACAAUGCAGUUGGCUAAAACUCUACAAGUUCCGGCGAAUUGGAAGAAACUCUUAGAUAGCCUCUCCCCUCAAAAAGUGCAACUAUAUUUACCAAAAUUUGUAAUUAGCACAACUACAGAUUUAAAAGAUUUAUUAAAGAAGGCUAAUAUCACCAAUUGGUUUGACUGCGGCAAUUCUGGAUUAUCCGGACUUUUAGCCAAGCCAGAAGACAUCUGCAUAAGUGAGGCUAUUCAAAAAGCGUGGUGUGAAUUCAAUGAAGUAGGAACAGAGGCUACUGCAGCUAAUGUUGUAGUAGGCGUAGGUGGCGGCAUGCCAAUGCCCCCAGUGGUAUUUAAAGCUAACCGUAACUUCCUUUUCUAUAUUCUACUAAAGACUGCCACUGAUUUGCCCAUUUUCUGUGGAAAAUAUGGAAAUCCGAACUAAGUAACAGAAUUUAACAUUAAGUUUUUGUGGGUAUAACUACUACAGCAGUCAGGCCGCCACCACCACCGCCAAAAAUAUUCAGAGCAGAUCAUAGUUUCCUUUUCUAUGUGUCG
Cydia fagiglandana is the source of this 3482-nucleotide messenger RNA. RefSeq lists its product as uncharacterized. Bases 781 to 3369 code for a protein of 862 amino acids. Lineage: Eukaryota; Metazoa; Arthropoda; Insecta; Lepidoptera; Tortricidae. The record is from RefSeq and is a predicted model, not a curated record. Gene Ontology annotation, molecular function: serine-type endopeptidase inhibitor activity. The transcript has 17 exons.